This is a messenger RNA of Penicillium verhagenii, 876 nucleotides long. RefSeq names its product putative short-chain dehydrogenase/oxidoreductase. The coding region runs from base 1 to 876 and encodes 291 amino acids. Gene Ontology annotation, molecular function: oxidoreductase activity. The record is from RefSeq and is a predicted model, not a curated record. The transcript has a single exon. NCBI's taxonomy places the organism in Eukaryota, Fungi, Ascomycota, Eurotiomycetes, Eurotiales, Aspergillaceae.
AUGCCAUUUGAAUACAAGAAAGUGUUGGUCAUCGGUGCCACCUCUGGCAUCGGCAAAACGCUUGCCUCCAAGUUGAUUGAAAAUGGAACCAAAGUUAUCGUGUCUGGUCGGAGAAAGGAUAAUCUCGAUGCAUUUGUCCAGCAGCAUGGCGCCGAUAAAGUCAAGUCAAAGGUUUUCGACAUCAUGAAACUAGACCAGGUAAGUGACGCACACCAAACAUUCUCUGUCCAAUCUUCGCAAGAAAACAAAACCAAUGCAUUACAUAAGAUUUCCCAAUUCGCGUUCGAUAUCAUCACCGAGCAUCCGGACUUAGACUGUAUCUUCGUCAACUCGGGCAUCCAGCGCCCAUUCGACUUUUCCCAACCAGAAACCAUCGACCUGGACAUCUUCGACCAGGAGUUGAUCACAAACUAUACCUCCGCUGUGCAUCUUUCCAAGGCCUUCAUCCCACAUCUGCAGAAGCAGAAAACACAGACUGCUCUGGCCUUCACCACUUCCCAAAUGGCCCUUGUACCCAUGAUGCGCUGCCCGAACUAUGGCGCAUCCAAGGCAGCUUUACACCAUUUCAUCCUUGCUCUCCGAACGCAGCUGCAUGACGGGCCUGGAAAUGUCAAGGUGCUGGAGAUCUACCCUCCUGCCGUCCAGACAGAACUGCAUGAUGCUAAGCACCAGCCUGAUCUGAAGGAUGGCCAUUUGAUUGGAAUGCCGUUGCAAGAAUUUGUGGAUGAAGUCUGGAGCCGCUUGUCUGCUGGGGAGGAUCAAAUCCCGGUUGGCUCGGCACAGGAUAUUUUCAAUGCCUUUGAGGUCAAGAGACAAGAAAUGUAUCAGCAGAUGACGGAGUUGCUGUCUGGGUUGUUGAAGCAGUUUUUGAGGUAA